This is a messenger RNA of Anoplopoma fimbria (sablefish), 1523 nucleotides long. It is a transcript of the gene hirip3, whose product is annotated as HIRA interacting protein 3. Gene Ontology annotation, cellular component: nucleus. NCBI's taxonomy places the organism in Eukaryota, Metazoa, Chordata, Actinopteri, Perciformes, Anoplopomatidae. The transcript has 8 exons. The coding region runs from base 1 to 1371 and encodes 456 amino acids. The record is from RefSeq and is a predicted model, not a curated record.
AUGGAGAUGGAGGAGACAGAGACAGAGACAGAGGAGUCCCGCGUCCGACGCUUUGUGUGCGUUCAGCUCCGACAGCAGCCCGACCUCAGCACGCUCACUUUAGGGAUUUUAAAAAGGAGAUAUCUGGCACAUGUGCAAUGUGAAUCCUUAAGUCCAGAGGCCAGAACUAUCAUGAAACAGGUGGUAGAAGAGGAACUGAUGAAAAUGCAGGACAAUGAUGAAAAUGGAAGUGAGUUGGAGACCAGCAAGAAGCCCCAAAACAAAAGGAAGAGAGAAGAAGAUGAGGUGAUAAGUGGGAAAGAAGAAGAAGAAGAUGAUGAUGAUGAUGAACAGUCCACGGCAAAGAAAUCACGUCGUCAGUCAAGUUCACCAUCAAAAUCUGUGGAAAAAGAUGACUCCAAAACAGGAAGUGAGAGUGAGGAAGAAGAGAUAAUUAAAUCUGAAACUGAGGACGCAGAGCAAGAGGUGAAAAAAUUACAGCAAAAGACAAAAGCAAACAGUAAACAACAUAUUAGCAGUGAAGACUCAACAGAUGAGGAAAACGAGAAGAACAAGAGUAACUGUGCAGAAAAUCCAAAAGAAAUGGUGAAGAAGAGAACUAAUGCUACAAAGAAUGGAGAGAAGAGAAGCAGCAAUACAAGUCAAGGAAAGAAAACGCCACAAAGUGAUGAAGAAAAUGAAACUGACGCGGAUAGCAAGUCAGAAAAGAGUGAGAAAAUCAACGGCAAUGACUCCUCAGACGACAGUGGAAAAGAUGAAAAAGUCUCGGUGGAACACAAAAAUGACGACUUAGACUCUGAUUCGUCGUCGCUCCCCUCAUUGGACGAUGAACAGCAUAGAGUAAAAGAAAAAACGCAAGAUGAUAAAAAGAAGAAAGCCCCAAAAAAAGAGAAGAUAAAGGAGGAGAAAAAAGAAAAGAGCGCAAAAAGUCAAAAGGAUGAAGACAAAGCUGUUUUGAGGCUCAAGCGCUACAUUUCUCUUUGUGGUUUGAGGCCGAAUUACAAGAAGCUCCUCGAUGGCUGUCGCUCUGUCCGCUCCCAGGUGGCUGUUCUGAAGAAGGAGCUUGACGGUCUUGGUGUCGAUGGUCAGCCAUCUAUUAAGAAAUGCAAAAAAGUCAGAAUGAAAAGAGAGGAAUCUCGGGAACUAGCUGAACUCGAUGUCAGCAACAUCAUUGCCACAACAGGUCGACCGAAACGCAGAGGAGCCUCAGCAUGGCAGGAUCAGAAUAGCCCUCCGUCCUCGACAUAUCUGCGCUCUCUGAACUCUGGCUCUGAUAGCGACGAGGAAAACAACUCCCACAGAGGGCAGAGGAGAGCUACAGACUGGGCCAACCUGCAGGGGAUCAUCAGCGACGAUGCAGAAAGCAACUGACAGCGACACCUCCACUUGCGCUCUAUCCAUUUGGAUAUGAGCGUUUCCUUUUCUUUGAUCAAAUUGGGUGUAUAAAUUAUUUUCAUACCAUUGCAAAGUAUUUCUUUCAUCUUUUGGAGAAAAAAAAUGAUAAAUUAGGUUAAAUGUAUUGU